Molecule: messenger RNA, 2838 nt
Organism: Ectocarpus sp. CCAP 1310/34
Lineage: Eukaryota; Phaeophyceae; Ectocarpales; Ectocarpaceae
Source: the annotation of a GenBank genome assembly
AUGUGCACCCUCGCCAUCACAUUCAAGGGCGAUCCAGCGUCGACAAGCAAGACACCCCCGAACAACCAAGAACCAGGGCGCCAGCCGAAGUUCGGACAACCAGAAGCGGUACAGAUCGAUCACACUCCGCACGCGACAUGCUCAGUGACGAUGAGCGCGAGCGCCGACCUCUGGCACCGGCGCCUCGGCCACAUCGAUCCAAGUGCUAUGGAGACUUUGCGGCGCAACCCCGCUACAGGCCAACUCGUCCAGUUCGACAACAUGGGACCAAUCGACCCGCCUGCGAAGUACAACGGACGUACCUACUCCUACGUCCCCAAAGCGACCGACGUCCUUACCAGAAUGCGGGAAGUGUACCUACUGCGCGACAGGACCCAAAACACGCAAGCUCUGCACGCCUACAACAUGCAAGUAGCAUCUGAAGGCUACCGCAUCGAGGAGUCUGCGAUCAAGCUGGAAUUCGCCGCGACCAACACGCCCCAAGAAAUCGGAGUGUCAGAAAGGGAUGGCCAGACACUUGCGGCUGUGACUCGAGCUCUACUGCGCGAUGGAGACUUCCCAAAACACGUGUGGGGGGAGCUCAUGACGACUGCAGCAUACCUGACCAACAAGACCCCACACGCGGAGCUAGGGGGAGCCACGCCGUAUUCCAAGAUGUACAACACAACCCCGGACCUUUCUCGACUUCGUGCCAUCGGCGCCCGCUCCAAGACGUACCGGAUCUACGUGGAGGGCAAAGACAAGGACGUGAUGAACUUCAUGUCAUUGCUCGAACGUGGUACCUCUACGGGCGACGAAGACAACAAAGUGGACUACGGAAAUCAAUCAGAGCUCCUACUGCACGAGAAGCGCAACAUGCAGCAAGACAACAUCAGCCGAGCAGAACUUCGCCAAAACAACGCGGGCAUGGAUUCCGACAACUACUUUGCUGCUGGGGGAGCUGACAGCAACAACAACCCGCGGACUACGACACCAUCCAGGACAUCGCAAGGACCCUACGCGAGAGAUACCCUACAGCGAUACGGAAUGGAACAGGCAAACCCGGUCAGCACCCCCGGGUAUGGAGCAGAACUAUCAACCGAGCAGCCACAAGACCAACAACUCGAACCCGAGGACAAGCACAGAUUCCAGGCCAUCACCGGGAGUCUCCUGUACCUUGCCCAAUGCACCCGCUACGAUCUGUCAUACGCAGUGCACCAACUGACACGGGCAUGCGCAAACCCAGCACAGGUCCACAUGGCUGCGGCCAAGCACCUACUACGGUACCUACGCGGAACGCCGGGCCUGCCGAUCGUGUACAAGAAGGGGCAGUUCAGACUCUCGUGCUUCACUGAAUCGUCAUUUGGAGCCAACCCAGACAACGGCAGGUCUACAACCGGAUACAUGUUCUUCCUAGGAGGGGGACUGAUCAGCUACGGAGCCAAGGCACAGACUCUCGCAGCACAGAACACCGUGGAGGCCGAACUUCAAGCGCUGGGCUUCAGUGCUCGUGAGGCAGUCUACAUCUCCAACUUUAUGACGGAAAUUGGAUUCAAGACCUUUCGAUCGGUACCCAUCAACAGCGACAGCACCGGAGCAUUGACUGUGGCCAGCAACGCGAUGUUCAGCUCUAGAACCAAGCACAUCGCGCUCCGGUUCUUCUUCCCCAGGGAACUCACGAAGGGGCACCGGAUCACUCUUCACCAACCCAGUGCCACAAUGUUGGCGGACAUCGCGACGAAACAUCGCCCGAAGCAGCGAUUCACCACCAUCAUGCAACUCAUCAAGGACUACAAGUGCUAGAAGAUAUCAAGCACAAGAUCGCAUAGUAUGGUUGGAUGUUUUGAACGCGUGUACUGCUCACAGGAUGGAUUCACUCCUGUGGACGUCGAUAUUCUUCGAUAUGGAUUGGGAAUUGAGGGGUCGCAAAAAUUGGCAGCGAAGUGAAGUUUUGAAAUUNUUCACCACCAUCAUGCAACUCAUCAAGGACUACAAGUGCUAGAAGAUAUCAAGCACAAGAUCGCAUAGUAUGGUUGGAUGUUUUGAACGCGUGUACUGCUCACAGGAUGGAUUCACUCCUGUGGACGUCGAUAUUCUUCGAUAUGGAUUGGGAAUUGAGGGGUCGCAAAAAUUGGCAGCGAAGUGAAGUUUUGAAAUUACUCGCCUAAUCGAGGGGUCGUGUCGAGGAAAACUGUUACAACGUAGUCAGGCACAGUUUACCAUAGGUGCGACUGCGGCAACUAGCCUUCCGUAGACAUAAUACAGAAAGAGGAGAUGGUACUUAGCAAAGAACAUGAGCACAGAGUUGUAGCGGAGAUAAUUUGGGAGGCGAGACUGUAGCCGUUUUAUUUUUCCGAACCCUGAAAUUCCGGUACUCGGGCCAAUACCCCGGACACCCUCGGACGGAAAUUGCUGUGUUUGCUGCUUGUUUUUGGUUUUGUUACUGAGCUNAGAACAUGAGCACAGAGUUGUAGCGGAGAUAAUUUGGGAGGCGAGACUGUAGCCGUUUUAUUUUUCCGAACCCUGAAAUUCCGGUACUCGGGCCAAUACCCCGGACACCCUCGGACGGAAAUUGCUGUGUUUGCUGCUUGUUUUUGGUUUUGUUACUGAGCUGAGACACAAGCGCGCCUUCGCCCCUUGUGCUCACUCUCAUCUUGCACCCAUCAAAGCCUGACCAGGGAGUCAGUUGAUAAGAAAAUCUAUCUACAUUUCUCUUUCCGAGGCUCGCUCGGGCCUACCGAUCUCACAGCAGUGUAGACUAACCUCUGUGAUAGAGCGGUGAAAGCAGUGUAAACUCUGUGGUAGACUACAAAGUCUACGAGCUACAGCAGCACGCCACAUUUUCUCCUCGCUAGACUC